Messenger RNA from Durusdinium trenchii, 3279 nucleotides. The record is from the annotation of a GenBank genome assembly. NCBI's taxonomy places the organism in Eukaryota, Dinophyceae, Suessiales, Symbiodiniaceae.
AUGGCGACGCCGGCGCAGAUCCAGCUGAACCGGCGGCUCACGCGUGCGGAAACACCCGCGGAGAUCUUGGAGGUUGUUCAGAAGGACUUGCAGCAGUUCAACUUGGUUAAUUGCACCACUGCCCUGCACCGCUAUGCCAAAGCGAUUUCCCAAGGUGGCUGCGGACCCCACCACGACGCGGGUCAGGAGCGGACCCCCAAACCGCUGGGGCGGUUGCUGCAGCAUCUGGCGGAGAUGGUCGCCAAAGGGAAGGCGGUACCUGCACAGAACUUGGCCAACGCGCUGUGGGCCAUUGAACGCCUGGGUCUCACCGCGCAGACGGCUGCGGUCUGUGCGGUCUGCAAUGCUGCACGGGAGGCUUUGGCAGAGGAGCGGCAGAUGUGGGGCUUCACCGGGCAGAAUUUAGCGAACAGCGCCUGGGCCGUGGCGAAGCUGCUGAAUGGGCGCGGCGCGGCGCAGCUUUUGGCCGGUCGCACGCGCGCGCACUUUUUCGAGCCCUUCGUGGCGGCGCUGGACGCCCGCGCGGGCGAUCUGAAUGGCCAGGAGCUCUCAAUGGCCGCCUGGUCCUUGGGCCACCAAACCGGCGACCCACGAGCUGCUGGCGCGCUGCAACGCCUGGCUGAGGUGGCACGGGCCUGGGACGUCCGGAACUUGAGCGCUCAGCAGUUGGCGACACUCAGUUGGGCCUUAGCCCGCUUGGAUUGCCGGGACGAGGCCAUCCUGACCGACCUCGCCAGCGCCGCGGCGCCCAGUGUGGCCCGAGGCGAGUUCAAUGCCCAAGACCUCUCCAACAUCGCCUGGGCCUUCGGCCGACUGCAGCCGCAGGGCGCGCCGGGCGCGCAGGGCGCGCAGCGCGCGCCGGGUGCGUCGGCGUCGGCGUCGGCCGCGGCGCGUGCGAAGCUCCUUCAGCGCCUGCAGAGGGCGGUGCUGCCCUUGUGCCGCGUGACCGAGCCGAAGCGGCCGACGUCCCGCGCGGCGCGCGAGUCCGAGCGGGGCUUCUCGGCCCAGCAGAUGGCGGUGCUCGCCUGGUCGCUGGCGCGGCUGGGGGCCGCGCCGGCGACCUUGACCGCGGUGGUGGAGGCCGUGGCGGCUCGGAUCUCCGAGCUCUCGCCUCGAGACUUGACGGAUGUGGUGUGGGCCUUGGGCCAUGCGGGGGUGCAGCACUCCGACUUCCUGAAGCAAGCUGGACACUACGCCCAGCUGCGACGGCCAGACUUCGGCACCCAAGAAAUGUUGCGCUUCUUAGGCGCCUUUCGUCGUGCAGGUGGGGAUGCCAGCGUCCAGCAAGACUUGGCAUCCCAGCAGCAGGAGUUGGUCUACGACUUCCCAGCGAUGGGGCUGAAGGUGACGCUCCAUGCUGAGACCCCUGGGCUCCGCGGCACCGCCGCUGCUGCGCGCCGCCGCACACGUGUGCGGCGGGCGGCGCUGCGGGAGCGAGAGGAGUUGGGCGGUGAUCCCCAGCGUGCGGAUGGCGGCACCACAGGCGUGGCCGUGUGGGAAGCCUCCUUUGUCCUGGCGGAGUGGAUCUCGCACCUGAAAGGCUUGGCGUGCUGCCAGGCCUUUCAGGAGUUGGUGAAGGAGGCCGGCGAGCCGUCGUUGAUGAAGAGGUGGCGCUCCUGGGGCCACCAGGUGGCUGUCGAGCUGGGCGCUGGGCUGGGGCUGCCGGCCAUCGUAGCGGCACACCGGGGCCUACAGCGCGUGGUGGCCACGGACGGGGAUUCCUGUGUCAUGAAGCUUUUGCGAGAGAAUGUGGAGAUCAACCAGCCCGCGUCAGGUGGCCUCAGUGCUGUGGCCUUGCUCUGGGGUGCUGAGGAUCCGGUGCAGCAGCUGCAGCUCACGCAGCCCGCGGACCUGCUCCUGGCGGCGGAUGUGAUCUAUGCCUCGGCAAAAGAAGCCCUCAACAAGCAGCUGCUGGAGACGAUGCUCAAGCUCACCCAUCCCGACUCGGUGGUCAUCCUGGGGAACGUGCGUCGCUUCCAUCAGGUGAAGAAGGGUGAGCAGAAGUUCCUCCAGGAGGCUGAACGACUCUUCCACCGCACCGCGGUGCCCAGCAGCGAGCUGCAUCCGGACUUCCAGCGGAUGGGCCUUGGAAGCUGUGAAAUCCACCUCCUGUGCAUCCGCCGGGCGCAGCUCGUGCGGUCUCCGCCCGGUGCCACGUCGAAGGCGAAGACGAAGCAGGUCAAGUCUUUGAAGACGUGUGAGCCGGAGACUCCGACGGCGCCGAGGAGAGGAAAACGGCGGCGUUCCAAUGGCGAGGACUUGGAACGAAAGAAGCGACGGAAGGCGAGCGCCUUGCCGGCGCGCGGGGACGCCGCGGGCGCGGCGGAGACCCGCGCCAGCGGCUUGCUCAAGGGCGCCGAGGAGGCCCUUUCCGAGCUGAAAACCAAGGUGAACGAACUGAAGAACGGUGUCUCAGCUGACCUCAAGGUCUGGUGCUUGAUGGAGAGCAAAUCGCUGGACUUUAAGCUUCAAGACUUCGAGCGAAGGGUGACCACCUUGUCUCGCAAGCAGACGCAGUUGGAGAACAACACCAAGGCGAAGGAGGCGAUGGAAGCGGCCAUGGCGGAGAAGAAGAUUGUGGCCUUGCUCAAACACCACCAGAAGGCCAAGACUUUGACGACGGAGGACCUCGUGAAGGAAAUGGCCAAGGAGGAGGAUCAAAUCAGCAAGGAUGCUUUCGUGGCCUUCGUCGGUGCGUGUGAGAAGGACGACGGAGUUGAGGUGACCGAGGAGGAGAUAGGCACCUUCUUUGAAGCCCAGGAUGUCGAGAAAGAGGACUUCCUCACGAAGGAGCACAUGUUGAUGCUCGUCCGCACGCUGAAGAAGGUGGUGAAGGAAACCACCAUGACCGAGGGUCUGGACAUCAGCGAGAGCACCGUGAUGACGAAGCUCGAGGUGGGCGAAGUGGUCGAGCUCUUGAGUGAGCCGAGCGAGCAAGGUGACAUGCUCCGGGCGCGGUGCCGGAGGAUGAGAGACGACACGGAGGGCUGGGUGACGAUCAAGGGCAACCAGGGCUCAGCCUAUCUGGCUGAUGGCGGCCUUGUGUGGAGGGUCCUCAAGGAGACGCUCCUCACCGAAAGCUUCGAUCUGGACGAUGACUCCGCCUCGGAAGAGGUGCGCAAGCUCCGGCUGAAUGAGCUCGUCGAGGUCCGGGAGUGGAUGAGAAAGGAUGAGAAGUCCGGCAUGAUCCGGAUGAAGUGCAAGACCAAGAUGGACCAUAAGGUGGGCUGGGCCACGGCUGUGGGGAACGCUGGCACCGUGUUUCUCACUGUCCACUAA